Molecule: messenger RNA, 4224 nt
Organism: Stegastes partitus (bicolor damselfish)
Lineage: Eukaryota; Metazoa; Chordata; Actinopteri; Pomacentridae
Gene: bcar1
Product: BCAR1 scaffold protein, Cas family member
Exons: 8
Coding region: 354-3248 (964 amino acids)
Biological process (GO): cell migration; cell surface receptor protein tyrosine kinase signaling pathway
Cellular component (GO): cytoplasm; focal adhesion; plasma membrane
Molecular function (GO): protein binding
Source: RefSeq, a predicted model, not a curated record
AGAGAUCAAGGGAGAAAGAAGGGGGCAAGCGGGGUAGAAGUAAAUGGGCCAAGCAGCAGUCUCAUUCUUGAUGUGUGAGAUCACGGAGCGGCAGAAUGUGUCGGGAUCCGCUUGACUACUGAAAACAAGACCGAACAGGACAAAAAAGAGAACACGGCGAAGACAAGGAGGAGGAACAGAAGGACAUAGGAGGGAAGGAGGGUGGAGGAGGAGAUUGAAACCAGUUUGGGAAUUUGGGGGAUCUUGUGGGAUCUACUCUUCCUACAGGAUCUAGUUGGCAAAGUGUCUGACAGGGGCCGAGCUAAAGCCCUGCCCCAGAGUUACCACAGCCGCCUCACUGCAGCAGGAACAAAAUGAACUAUCUGAACGUGUUGGCCAAAGCCUUGUAUGACAACGUGGCUGAGUCCCCGGAUGAACUGUCCUUCCGCAAAGGUGACAUCAUGACAGUGUUGGAGCGUGACACACAGGGACUGGACGGCUGGUGGCUCUGCUCACUCCACGGACGCCAAGGCAUCGUCCCUGGCAAUCGUCUGAAGAUUCUGGUCGGCAUGUAUGACAGUAAACAGCAACAGGCCAUUGCUUCCACGCCAGAUCUACUUGUUUCCUGUCCCACCUCCCAGGUGCAGCGACCCCUCCCCACUCAGAGCACCUACGCCAAACCAGCACUUGCUCUGUCAUCUGCUGCUAUUGCUACGUCCUCCUCCGGGUUUGCCACCAAGCCCCUUCCCUCAGCGCAGUACACGUCCAUGCACCCAGCCUACUCCACCCCUGGUCCUGCCCAGCCCAACCCUGACUCUGUCUACAUGAUGCCCCCCUCCCAUGGCUCGAAACCAAGCCCCCAAAGCCUAUACCAGGUUCCCUCUGGUCCAACUGGACCCCCUGCACAGGCCCAGCCAGGACCCCCUAGCAAGGCUCCAGCUCUGGGACCAAGACAAUACCAGCUGCCUGGGCAGGACAUCUAUCAGGUGCCCCCUUCGGUAGGCCCGGGACCAGGCCAGGGAGCAGCUCCGGCUGGGGGUACAGGAGCUGUCCAGGAUGUGUACCAGGUGCCCCCCUCUCUGGAUAAGAGGAACUGGGAGAGCAGUAACAAGCCCCUUGGCAAGGUUGUAGUGCCUACCCGUGUUGGACAAGUGUAUGUGUACGACACAGUAAAACCAGACCAAGACGAGUACGACAUCCCACCAAGACAUCAGCCUCCAACCCAGCAGGACAUAUAUGACGUGCCUCCCACCCGCCAGCAGUACAGUACACAGGUGUACGAUACUCCUCCCAUGGUGGUGAAGGACCCCUCUAGUGGUCAAGAUAUAUAUGACAUCCCAGCAAGCACAGACAAGAACCCACAGCAGACUGUCUAUGAUUUCCCACCAUCUGUCAGCAAAGACGUCCCUGAUUCUCUGCCAAUAAGAGAGGAGACCUACGACGUGCCACCCCACUUUGCCAAACUAAAGUCCAAAGUCCCCGUCCCUCCUGGUCAGUACCUGCACAACAACCUCAAUGACGAUGACGAAGAGCCGCCGAUUCCAGAGGAUGUCUACGACGUCCCACCCCCCAUCCUGACUGACAAGCAUUAUCACAGAGACAGGGGUGGACUCAGCCAGGCCCCCCAGGAGAUCUAUGACAUCCCAGCCAUUCUGCGCCCCGGAGGUCACCCCACCCAGGAUGUGUACGACUUCCCCCGAGAACGAGAGGAGAGAGGAGGCGAGAGGGGAGACGAGUAUAUCUAUGAUGUCCCACCACAGGUUGUACGUGAUGCCCAGUCAACCAAUGAAGAGCUGAACAUGUCUUUCAAGCGGCUGUCUGCCUCCAGCACAGGAAGCACACGGAGCAACCACUCUGCUUCAUCAUUAGACAUGGUCCCUGUCCGUGACACCUCCUCACUUCCUGCUCCUGGCUCCAUUCCAGGGAAGCCACUCAUCUUGGAACUGGAUCAGGCCAUGGAGCGUCUGUCUCGCCUCCAGCAAGCUGUUGAGUCCAGUGUUUCCCUCAUGAUGUCAUUCAUCACAGGCAACUGGAGGAACCCUGCUCACCUGGAGGGGAAUCUCCCGGCUAUUCAUCAGGCUGCUGACAGGGUGCGCGCCACUGUUCGAGACUUUCUAGAAUUUGCCCGGGGGGCUGUGGCCAAUGCUGCCCAGGCCACAGACCGCUCACUGCAGACCAAACUAGGUCGUCAAGUGGGGAAGAUGGAGGAGGUCUUCCAGAGUUUGAUUCGACACAGUCAGAGCUUAGACACCGUUUCUUGGUCACAUACAGCACUCACAACACCACCACCAGGAGGGGAUGACUUGGAUCUCCUAAUUAUGACAGCACGAGGCAUCCCCGACGACGCCAAGCAGCUCGCCUCCUUUCUCCAUGGUAACGCCUCACUGCUCUUCAAACGGACGACCCGGCAACAGCAGCAGCUGCCUCUCCCUCCAAUCCCCGGGGAGAUCAGUGGUCACAUGACAGGAUCAGGAAGUGGAAGCUUUCAGGGAGGGGAGAAGGUGAAUAUUCAGUCACGGCCCCUCCCCUCUCCACCAAAGUUUACAGCUGCAGAGGAAGAGGAAGGAGUGGACAGGCCGUAUGAGACCACAGAGGAAGGCUGGAUGGAGGACUAUGACUACGUACAUCUACAGGGGAAGGAAGAGUUUGAAAAGAACCAAAGACAACUGCUGGAGAAAGGCAACAUUAUCAGACACAACAAGACGCAACUGGAACAGCAACAGAUUAAACAGUUUGAGAGGCUAGAGCAGGAAGUCAGCCGGCCAAUCAACAAUGACAUGACGGGCUGGGUACCAUCCCCACAUCACCCUCUGGCCAACCAGGUGGCCCAGAAUGGUUCUGGAGGCCCCUCCUCUUCCAAGUUGUGUCAUGGCGACCGGCAGCUCCUCCUCUUCUAUCAGGAGCAGUGUGAGCAGAAUGUCACCACAGUGACCAACGCCAUUGAUGCCUUCUUUACCUCCAUCAACUCCAACCAGCCACCAAAGAUCUUUGUGGCGCACAGCAAAUUUGUCAUCCUCAGUGCACACAAGCUGGUGUUCAUCGGCGACACGCUGUCACGUCAGGCCAAGUCUCCUGAUGUGAGGGCCCGGGUUGCCCAAAGCAGCAACACCCUCUGCGAAAAACUCAAAGACAUUGUGAUCAGUACAAAGACAGCAGCACUUCAGUAUCCUUCGCCUGGAGCAGCCAGAGAGAUGACUGAGAGGGUGAAGGAGCUGGCAGGGUGUACACAGCAGUUCAGGAUGGUGCUGGGACAACUGCUGGUGAUGUAGGGGGCCGAGGGGGGUGGAGGAAAACAAACAGUGACACAAACUGAGACGUCCCAGUGACAUGGGGUGGACUACCCUGUAGGCCUCUGAUUACAGGGUAGGAGAACCAGGAGCUCCCUGGACAUGUAGCAUGGAAACCCCAUGUGGCCCUGAAUCCUGGGGGUCUGGGACCCUAUCUGGGACCAGGGACAGCAACUUCACAUCCAUCCUCUGCUCUCUCCCUGUUUUGCCUUUCACCGGGACAUUCCUCUCUCAACCCUCCUUUGUCUGCGCACUUUUUACUCUAGACAAACUAAAAGGAACAUUUUAUCUUCAGUGGGCUGGGCCAAUGGCUGUAAAGUAAUCAUUGUAAAUAUUUAAGUUACCUAUUUAGUCAGAAAACCUAAAAGAAAAGAGGCUAAAGAACUUCCAUUAUAUAAAUAUAAAUAAAUAUUUCUUUUUUGUUUGAAGAAAAGAUGAAAACAUUAGUGUAGUUUUAGACAGUAUCAAUAAUUGUUAUCAAUAUUGCUAUACCAUAUAAUUAUUGAUCCUUGUAUCAUUAUUGUUAUGGAUGUGUAAAUUCCAGAUGAUAUGUAUGACUCUAUGUUGUUGUAAGUCUAUGCUCUUUUUUUUUUUUAUCCCUAACAAAGGCACACUUUCCAAAAAACACACUGGAGCACACACCCAUCUUCAAACAUCACAUGAUGACCUGCUGUUACCAUGACACCUCAGUGUUCACAGUAUGUUGCCACCUGUGGUUCAACAAGUUUUCCAUGCUGGUUUCAGUCCACCACAGCAGGUGACACUGCUGCCGAAAGGUGUCCACAUAACUGUACAGCUGCAGUACUGCAGGUGCACUUAAAAUGAUCUCUGUGCGACCUUGGAUGCUUUUUUUUUGGAAAAUUAUAUGUUGUUUUGUAAGAGGCAUGUAAUAGAGAAAAGGAGUGUAAAAGUUUAAGGACAGUUAAUGCAAUUAAACCUGCAUUUCUUUUUUCUCUGA